ACAUUGUGUACAUGGGAGACCUUCCAAAGAAUGAUUUCUCCGUGGCUUCCCUCCACACUAACAUUCUACAAGAAGUUACUGGCAGCCGGGCAUCAAAAUCUUUACUUUGGAGCUACAAGAGGAGCUUUAAUGGCUUCGUCGCCAGACUGACCGAAGAUGAGAAAAACAAACUAGCUCAAAUGGAGGGAGUGGUGUCAGUAUUCCCAAGCCAAAAAAAGCAACUACAUACAACAAGAUCAUGGGACUUUAUGGGCUUUCCUCAAGAUGUCAAAAGAGCUCCACUAGAAAGCGACGUCAUCGUCGGUAUGCUAGACACUGGCGUCUGGCCCGAAUCCGACAGCUUCAAGGACGACGGAUUCGGUCCUCCACCAACCAGAUGGAAGGGAUCAUGCACUUCCACCAAUUUCACCUGCAACAACAAACUCAUUGGAGCGAAAUACUACAACGCGGAGGGUGAAGCCAGAGGCGAAAAGCUAUCAGCAAGAGACACUGAGGGCCAUGGCACACACACUGCAUCCACUGUAGCUGGACGUGCGGUUAACAACGCAAGCAUGUUAGGUUUAGCUAAGGGGACGGCUAGAGGAGGUGUUCCAUCGGCUCGUAUAGCCGUUUACAAGAUCUGUUUUCCGGAUGUGGAUUGUUCAGAUGCCGAUAUCUUGGCGGCUUUUGACGAUGCAAUUGCUGAUGGAGUGGAUAUCAUUUCACUUUCAGUUGGAGGAUCUAGACCUUUAAAUUAUUUUGAAGAUUCUAUUGCCAUUGGUGCUUUCCAUGCUAUGAAGAAUGGGAUUCUUACAUCCAAUUCCGCUGGAAAUGAUGGGCCUACACCAGGAUCGAUUUCUAAUCUGUCACCUUGGUCGUUAUCGGUUGCGGCCAGCAGUAUUGACCGAAAGAUUCUAACUAAGAUUGUGUUGGGCAACAAUAAGAUUUACGAGGGACCUACGGUAAACACAUUCGAUGGUGCGAUUCAUCCGAUAGUUUAUGGUGCUUCAGUGCCUAAUAAGAAGAAAGGAUUUACAUCAGAUGAUUCUAGAUAUUGCGCGCUAAAUUCACUAGACCCCGCUUUGGUACAAAAUAAAAUUGUCGUAUGCGAGAGUUUUGAUGGACCUGAUAGUGCGAAACUAUCAGGUGCAAGUGGUGUUGUGGUCGAAGGUGACCUUGGGUAUGAAGAUACUGCCUUUAGUUUCUCUCUACCAACAACAUAUUUAAGUAGCAAAGAUGGUGAUGCUAUUCUAAGUUACAUAAACUCUAGCACAAAACCAACUGCAAACAUCCUAAAAAGUCACGAACCUUUCGACAAAGCGGCCCCAACUGUGGUUUCCUUCUCGUCAAGAGGCCCGAAUCAAAUCACACUAGAUGUCCUCAAGCCUGAUUUAACCGCACCUGGAGUGGACAUUUUAGCGGCAUGGUCAGAGGGUACAACCGUCACUGGGGAAGAGGUAGACACACGUGUUGUCCCGUUUAAUAUUAUCUCUGGGACAUCCAUGUCUUGCCCUCACGCUUCUGGAGCCGCUGCUUACGUUAAAUCAUUCCACCCGACUUGGUCUCCCGCUGCCAUAAAGUCAGCCCUUAUGACUACAGCUGCACCAAUGAGUCCAACUAAAAAUACUGAUGCUGAAUUUGCUUACGGCUCUGGCCAUAUUGAUCCGUCAAAGGCCGUUGACCCAGGUUUGGUCUAUGACGCCGGGGAACAAGAUUACGUGUCAUUUUUAUGUGGGCAAGGUUAUAACACUACCGCUUUAAAAAUAGUUACUGGUGAUGCAAGCGCUUGUUCGACGGCCCCUAAUGCAACUGUAUGGGACCUAAACUAUCCAUCUUUUGCUCUCUCGGCUCACAAAUCGGGUAGCAUCAGGCGAACAUUCAAGAGGACGGUUACUAAUGUGGGUGCAGCGGAUUCUUCUUACCAUGCUAACGUGGUUGCACCGUCGGGGCUGGUGGUGAAGGUUAACCCGAGCCAUCUUGCGUUUAAAGCAGUGGGGGAAAAACAAUCCUUUGUUGUAACUGUUGACGCGACAAUAGGAUCGAAUAUGCUUUCGGGUUCGUUGGUUUGGAGUGAUGGAGUUCACAAGGUUACCAGUCCGAUAGUUGCAUUUCAUACUUGAAAUACAUUUUAACUCAAUUUUUUCUUUUGUUCAAUUACUUUUCUAUAGUUGCCAUUAGGUAAACUGGUUGUAUUUUUUUUAUUCAAAUUCAAGAAUCCUGAUGUUGUAUUGUAAGACCGCACCUGAAUAAAAAGAGCCUUAUUGUUCUUUGUAA
This is a messenger RNA of Helianthus annuus (common sunflower), 2253 nucleotides long. RefSeq names its product cucumisin. Gene Ontology annotation, molecular function: serine-type endopeptidase activity. The record is from RefSeq and is a predicted model, not a curated record. Gene Ontology annotation, biological process: proteolysis. The transcript is spliced from 8 exons. NCBI's taxonomy places the organism in Eukaryota, Viridiplantae, Streptophyta, Magnoliopsida, Asterales, Asteraceae. Bases 12 to 2099 code for a protein of 695 amino acids.